Molecule: messenger RNA, 7071 nt
Organism: Stylophora pistillata
Lineage: Eukaryota; Metazoa; Cnidaria; Anthozoa; Scleractinia; Pocilloporidae
Product: nuclear pore complex protein Nup205
Biological process (GO): nuclear pore organization
Cellular component (GO): nuclear pore; nuclear pore inner ring
Molecular function (GO): structural constituent of nuclear pore
Source: RefSeq, a predicted model, not a curated record
AUACCGAUGACUCCUCAAAGCACAACUAAUAAACUUUUUUCUAGCUUUUUAACAGCUCAACAAAACCACUUCAAGCAACGAAAGAAGACCGAAUUUGGUUUCCUACCCCGGGAAUCUUUGGGAAGUUUGCAAGAAGUUGAUAUGGAUACCACCGAACAGUCACGGCAGCCUAACAAAUGGUGGAAGUAACUUUACGAUGGACUUAUACCGGUACCCAUCAAGACAGAGAACAUGGAGGCCGUACAAGGAGCUUCAAGCGACGGUAGAACGAGCUUUAUACAAGAAAACUUCAGAAGAUUUUCAUGAACUCGAGGUUGCCUUGAGGAAAUUCAAACCAGAUUUUACUACUUUGCUCAAAAAUCCGGCAAAAAAUUCUGACCACCGAGAGCAAUUGAAGAGAGCCCCAACUACUGGUCUUCAACUUGCUGGCUAUACAGAGAAACAGAAGCUUCCCGAGCGGUUUGUGCAGGAGACCCUCAUUCUUAGUGACAUUCUUGAACUGAAUGAAUUUGUGUGUGUGGAGUUGCUUCUUGCUGGUGAACAGCAGCAACCUAACUUUCCUGGUCUCACCAGAGGUUUGGUGGCAGUACUUUUGUAUCAUGAUGGGCGGAGAUGUUUGAUUAGUGCUUUGAAAACAAUGAUACAGUCCCGAGAGGGAAUAACAUGGACGUUGGGUCUCUACGAAGAAAUGUCACAGCUAGUAACCAAAUUCAGUAACGAGCUUUUGGAAGAAGGAUUGGUAAAGAUAAUUUUUCAACAACUUGAGCAACUUGAUGUUCAAAAUGAACUUGACAAGCUGGAAAGAGGACAAGCCAUAGGUGAUGAACGCCACAAACAGCAACUCAUUGACUUUAUCACAGAUCAGAGACAGCUCCUGGCGGAAUGUCUCUUUUGCUUUGCUUGCCAAUCACCACUCCCAAGGAGUGACAGUCUACAACUGUUGUCUUUUCUCAAGAAAUGCCCCUCUAUAGAUGCUAAUGGCUCACUCGACAGUGUUUCUCUUACUCUGUUAAUGGCUAUGUUGUACUGUUUAAAUGUUGAUCCUCUUGAUGAAGCAGCAGAGAUGCAGGGGUCUUUCCAAGAGGAAAUGUUUCCUUUGUUGACGGACCACAGCUUCAUUCCAGACUUUCAUCAGGAAAUUAUGGGGCAGGAAACAUGGGAAAAUCAAGGGAUGCGUGCAUGUGUUCGUUUUGCUUGGGCCUUGGUACUACGAACCUGUAGCCAGUGGCCUAAUAUUGUUGGAGCAGUAGAGGUACUGGAGGAAGAAGAAGGAGUGUUGGAUCUGGCAGUGGAAGAAAAUGUUUUGAGUUUCCUUCGAUACUGUGUGGUACGAGCCACCAAUUUUCAUCAGGAGGAGUAUUUUGUCCAACGAUUACACUCACUUGUUACUGGAUUUAUUGUCAAGAUGCCUUUAAAGGUUAAAGAACUGCGCAACCAUGGUGAUGAAGCAGCACGUAUUCUCCAGGCACACUUGCAGGAUGGUGUGGAGCCCCCUGCUGACUUGCCAAGACACUUUGAAGAUUUGAUGAGAAUGAUUGGAGAGCUAUAUGAGAAUAAUUCACUUGGUCUUGAACUUGCUGUAGAUUUUUGGUGUCCCUUGGACCCAGGCUCUUUCACUCCCUUUUCACCUUACAACUCAUCAAGAAUUUCACCAACUUUCAGACCACGUGCAUCUCAGAAGCAAGUCAGCCUCUACAAAUUUGUGCGGCUGGCUGGAGAUCUACUGCCUGCUCCACUAUUUGUUCCAUACAUUGAAAUGCUGUGUGGCCUCUCAAACAGCCCUCAAGCUGCUCAUCACUGCUUCAACUUGCUCAAGUCUACAGCUAAUGGUCCUCUCUCUUGGGAUCACUUCUUUGCUUCCAUCAAACAGUAUUUUAUGGAUCUAAGACAAGAUGGUGCAAACACAGUGAUGAUGUAUGGUGGCUUGGCGCGAGAAACAGGCCAGGUCCAUAGACCACACCUGGCAAAUCGUAACAUAACACCUGAGGAAUUAGAAGGGCUGGAGGCAGUGUUAAAACUCACAGAGAGAGUUGCUGAUCAGGAUGAAAAAGCCCGUCUUACAAUGUGUGAAAGCCAAGCUUGGCUUCCCAUUGCAUCCCUUUUCGGCCUGCUUGGUUGCCCUGUGCCUCUUAGGCUUAAGGCACAGAUUCUCUCGACACUUGCAGCUUUUGCCAAGUCUCCAGAAAUUGCUUCCUCUUUGUGGCAUACCCUGGAAUUAUCACAGACAUUGCAGACAGUCCGAACACCUGGGCAGGCUGCACAGCAAGGUGGAAUACAGGUGGAAUUGAAUGAGCUUGAAGCUCGCAGUGAGACAUACCCUGAGACCAGAGCAUUCCUGAAGCUGCUGACUAAUCUUACAGAUAUUCCCCUCCCAGUCAACUUGGGAGCAGGCUACAGGGUGCCUGGGUUUGAACCAUACCUGGCAUUCCUACGAGAUGAGGUGUUUCUAAAGUUCAAUUCAAGAGGAUAUCAAGAUCCUCAUGAAAAGUGGAAAGUUGCCAGUGCUGUUCUACAGAUCCUCUUCAAGUUACUGGAAGGUUACAGUCCGAAACCAGAUGAUUUUGUGGACAAGUUUGUUGAAAUUCAGGGAGGAGAGCAGAUGAAAGUUCCCAAACCUCCUGGAUUAAUUCUCAUGACUUACAUGUUAAAUGACACACCAAUGUUAAAAAUGUUGCUCAAUGUUAUUGAUAAUGCUUCAUCUUCGCUUGAAUAUCUCUCCGUCACAUCAGAGGGAAGAGAACAUCUGGAAAAAGCAGCAUUGCUUUGCCUGAGAAUGAUUGAAAUUGCAUUGGAGAAACAAGAGGAGUUUGUGGACUUGUAUCGCAGUGUACCACAACAAUCAACAGUGAUGAUCUCCCCUUUAGAGGAACUGCUGCUCAGUGUUAAUCCACAGUCAGGCUCCCCAGACUACCUGCUUAAAAUCAUGAAAUUUGUUUCUCAUCUUCACACUGGAGCUGAACUCAACCUAUCUGUUGUUAAGAUUUUGUGUCUGGUCUGCCAGUCAAUAACCGUUCAGAGGCAUUUUGUGAAUCUCCUUACUACUGAUCAGGUUGCCGCUCAGAAAAUACUUAUUGGAUUUGUUGAUCAGUUAGAAAUCAAUGAACCUGAAGAAAAUCUCGGAAAAGAUGAGCAAGAACUGAGAAUUGAAUUCGUAGAUGAGAGCUCGUUUGGAAUAUCACAAAUUCGAAAUGCUGUCAGGCAAAAUAUACUGAGAUUGGUUCUUCAUUCUCUCCAACACCCUCCACCCAAUCUGGCUCACUUUUUGAUGGGCUUUGAGCUCAGAAAACCUGUGCCCAAGACCAAUCUUCAGGAUCCCGGUGUUCUGGGUGCUUCAAAGACCUGUCUCCACGCAAUACUAGACAUUCUGAACAAAGGGGUGGAUACACAUCAUGGUCCUUUAUGUGUUAAAGACACUCCAAAAUUCACCGAGCUUGCAUAUCAGCUUGUAUACAAUUUGUGUGCCAAUAAAGAUACCGCAACCCCGACACUGCGCUACCUGAGAACAAGCCAUGAUUUCCUGUACCGGCACCUUCAACAUUUACCCUUUCUGAAUCUUGCAAAUAUGAAUAUGGGCGAAGGGCAGCCUCCUGCUGUAAUACUUACCAUCAUCAGUCAACAGUCAUGGCUUCUGAAGACUGCUGCCAUUGAUCUGAGAAUGACAGCUCAAGGACGACAAAGAUCACAUGCCCAGAGGCUCCUGAUGCUGUUGGUGGGUGAGCCAUCAGCUCAGACCCUGAUGGGUAAGACGCAUUCACCAGAGUUAGUUCCAAGGAGGUUGGAGGAUGAUUUCAGUGCAGCUGACACGAGCAAUGCUGUUUAUCCUGGCAUAGGACAGACACAGACCAGGCGGAAGCUCUUAACCAUCCUCGAAUCCGUAGAGUUCUGUCAGGAUGUGCCUCCACUCUUACAGUUGAAUUAUUUUGAUCUGGCUGUCACUGAGAAGGCCAUUGCCUCCUGUGAGCAGAAGGCAGAAGAUAGUGGUGUGACAUUCUGUAAUGUUCCUGUUCUUCAUAAACUACUGAUAAGUGAGAUCAGUGGGGUACAGGGGACUGCUACAGCUGGACAGAGAAACUUCUUGUUACAGGAGGUUAAAGACAUUCUUCACAAUGUCGUGGUGCGGAACAUGGUACGAGAGAGUUUGCACAUCAAGAAGGAGGCAUUUGAAGCUUGGAGACGGGUUACAGAAGUGACUCUGGCCUCGUGUUCUGCUGAUAUCUUACCAAAAGAUACAAGGCAGACCGUUAUAUCUGAGGUACUACAGGAUUUACUCUCCAAGAUUGCAGACGAGAAUUCGCUCCCAGAACUUACAUCACCAGUAUCAGGGGUUAUCUUGACUCUACUGGCGCAUUUACGUCAGUGUACCAUUCCUACUGCGCCCUUAUCCACACCUGGUGUAGACAGCGCCAGAGCAGGCAUACCUGUCCGUCCUCAAGCUGUGAACUCUCUUGCUGUUGGUCCAUCUGUAGCCAUCUUGAAGGGCCUGAUAGAGACAGUCUUGCGGUGUGGAGGAGGAUUGCAGCGGGUCAGGGCAAACCUGUACGCCGCUCUGUUGUACUUUAUGCAGACCGCGCCAGAGUCUGAACCGACCAAAGAACGAGGUGUCAUGGAAAACGUAUUAUCGUUAUAUCCGGGGCAGCCGUGGGACACCAGUAUUCUCCCGGUUUUGUCUAGUUAUGGUGAACCAUUUAUGGACACAGUCUGUAGAGAUUCUUGCGAUGGACACGAUGUGGGUCGGAUGUUAGCGUUUUCCCUCCUUGAUACAAUAAUUACCGUUGACUGGCAACAUCGUUGGUUAAAUUAUCUCAACCUUAAAGGCUACCUCAAGCACAUGGUGGACGCUUUAGCACACGAGGACCAUAUGUUGCUAUCAAUGUUGGACCCUUCACCAGAGCCCCUCAAGGCUUUGUACAUCUACGAGUCCAAGAUGGCUCUACUAACCCGUGUGGCACAGUCUACGGAAGGCGCUAGGGUCCUUCUUCAAGCGGGGCUCUUAUCACGCCUGGCAGAAUGUGCCUUUUUGGAUCACAGACCCGAACAUGACAUCGCUCAAAGGCUUAUGUCCAGUGACGUGUACACUCAUGAUCAGGAUACGAGCGCUGUCCUUCAUGAAUCAUUUGUGCCCACAGUGUUAGAGAGAUACAGACAGUUAUUGAUCCCUGCUUUAAAAGUAUCACUGGCAAUGCUGACAUCCUUGGGGUCACAUAAUCACAAAGAAGUAGCUUCUAAGGUUUUACACUUUGUUGUGUCACAUGUGGACGUAUUUGUCAGCAUUCUUCAAGACAGACUGCCUGUUCAAUCAUCCGGGUCAUUAAAGGAACUCGGCCUCGCUACAGGAAUCGUGUGCAACAUGGCACUCACUGAGGCUGCCCUCACUACUGACGAGGACCUUGGUCAAGAGCAAAUCCAACUUAGAGGACCCCUAGCAAGGAUCGAACGCCUUAUGAUUGGUUUGCUGCCGAGAUAUUGUUCAAGCGAUAGCUGGGAGAAGAUCGUCAAAUCUAUGAUGGAGAAAAACGGCGAGGAACCUGGCUCUAAGUACAGUGUUGUCGCCAUGGAAACUCUCGAAAAAUUGCAAAGAAUCUGCUCAAAUGUUAUUGGUUACUGUAGAACAGUCAUGGAGUCAGCUGGUGCAGUUCCCUCGCAUUGUCAUGUGCUGUUUUCACCGAGUUUGACAGAUUCUUUAUCUCGCGAUUCUCGCCUUACUAGAGAAGCCAUUCGUUCGUCAACCGUGGCGCCUCCCCGCCGUCAGGUCAGCCUUGGUCUGCCUGUGACUUUUAUGAAAAAGUGUUGCGAUCAGGUGUUUCAGGCGGCUGAGUUGUUGUCACAGACGCGUGUGAAGCUGCAAAAUGUGACCGACCUGACAACUGAAGAACUACGAGAGUUAAACCAAGCUCAACACGGCGGAGCUGUUCAAGAGAGAUUAUCCACACAGCAAAGACACCAACUGGCACAGAAAUAUCUCGCUCAGAUUGUACAGGGCAAGACGCAGGAGAUAUCCGCUCAGUUGUACAUUAUUGAGAAUUGUUUAUUUAUUCUCUGGCGUCACUUCGAUUUCUACUUUUUGCACUGCAUCCCGUCGGAUGAAGAACGACGCAUGCUCGCUGGACCGCCUCUGAUCAGCAGUCAAAUGAGACGAUUGCAAGAGAGACAGUCACUUACGGGAGCUUCAUCAACAUCAAAUCCUGCUUCAGAAGCAAUGGGAUCGGGAGAAAUUGUGACACGAGAGGACAUCGACGCUCUCAAGAGAGAGGCAGCUAGUGCCCUUACAGAGACAUUUUUGAAGAAACUCGUUGAGAUUGAACAGACGUACGGAAAAAGAAGAACGCGGUUUGGAUUUAUCCAAGUUCUCGUCCGACGUAUCAAAGGACUCCUUCAGAGAACGCCUUCACGCUACGAGAUGACCAGCGGAUCACGUUAAGAAGACAUCGAAACAAAGUGUCUGCCAACUUAUUCAUUCCCCCAUUGUUCAUCGCUUACUUGUCAAAGGCAUUUUCCUGGACUUUGCAAUCGGUUAAGAACUGUUUUUGUCGGUUGUAUGGGUGACUUUUGAGCAGAAAUAGAAUAGUCGUUCAAGUCAUGUACCACUAAGAGCAGUGUUAGCCCAAAACUGUUAAUCCUUUGCGGAUUUGCAGACUCUUACGACGACAUGACGUGACAACCCAGAAUGCACGUUUGACGUUUUAGUGUGUGGUUAAGCCAACAUAAACGGAUUUUUACAGGUGGGAUGUGGAGGGGGAAGUAAAUUCAAACGCGAAGUGCGAUCAGUAUGAUCCGAAGCAGUGCGCUUGGCUCACAUCAAAAAUUGACUCUCGCCGGGUAUACAGGUAACGUUUCGUUCGAACUACAGGAGUGCCUUCUUUCUUCUCCAUUCCCUAUCAAACCCUUUUUGCAGCUAGGAGGAGUAGUCCUGGUCCGAUAGUGAACUUUUGUAUGAAUUUAGAACUGCUUUUUUUUAUGUCAGAUCUUUCUUUGAAUUAUAACUGGCAAAAAGUUUGUACCUCUGUAUAUAAUCACAUAGUUUUGACGUACUAUUUAAAAUAGCGAGGAAUAAAGGCGUAAAUAAAGCUUUCC